Messenger RNA from Polyodon spathula (Mississippi paddlefish), 538 nucleotides. RefSeq names its product immediate early response gene 2 protein-like. Lineage: Eukaryota; Metazoa; Chordata; Actinopteri; Acipenseriformes; Polyodontidae. The transcript has a single exon. The record is from RefSeq and is a predicted model, not a curated record. Bases 32 to 538 code for a protein of 168 amino acids.
AGAUGAAUCUACUAAAGACAAAAAUAAGAAAAUGGAGUUUAAAGUGGAGGCUCACCGGAUUAUGAGUAUCUCGUUGGGGAAAAUCUACAAUUCGAGAGUCCAGAGAGGGGGGAUCAAGCUCCACAAGAACCUUCUCGUCUCCCUCGUUCUCCGGAGCGCCCGGCAGGUGUACCUCAAUGAUUACUACCAGAGUGUGUGCCUCAACGCGCAGCAGCACUGGGGCCAGCAUGAGGAAGUCAUGGACUCUAACCAGGCAAAGAGCACCUCUGAACGCGUGGGGUACACGGCCACAACCCCUGCUGAUCCUGCAGCAACUACCGCCAGCGAACCCGGGCUACCUGCGGAGAACACGCCGCCGGAGAUGACCAUCGAUGUUGAAAGUUUCACGGAAAGCCACGCCGCAGCACAGACAGUCCUCCAUCGACUUCGUCUGAUGUGUAUCUCGUUUCUUCUGUUCCCGAGACCGAGCCUGACGUCCUCUGUCGUCAGGAGCUUGGCUUUCCGCUGCGCCGAAGGGCCGGAGAUCAGGCGACGAUAA